This is a messenger RNA of Antechinus flavipes (yellow-footed antechinus), 478 nucleotides long. RefSeq names its product parathyroid hormone 2 (gene PTH2). The record is from RefSeq and is a predicted model, not a curated record. Gene Ontology annotation, cellular component: extracellular region. Gene Ontology annotation, biological process: neuropeptide signaling pathway. The coding region runs from base 1 to 450 and encodes 149 amino acids. The transcript has 4 exons. NCBI's taxonomy places the organism in Eukaryota, Metazoa, Chordata, Mammalia, Dasyuromorphia, Dasyuridae.
AUGAGACGAGCUGCGCCUCGCUCGGGACUCCACCGCACGGGUGAUGGAGAGCUCCAGGAGCCGGGGCCCCGCCGGCGCGGGCUGCUGCUGCUGCUGCUGCUGCUGCUGCCGCCUGGGAUCCCCGGCGCCCCCGGGGCUCUUCCGCCGCGGCCCGAGAGCCCCAGCUCGUGGUUCCCGUGGGUGCCGCCACCCGCGUCUCUGACCCUGCGGGACUGGAGUCUUCAGCUGACGGGGGAGGCGGGCCCCUCGCGGGCCCCCGGGCGCCGCCCCCAGACCGAGCCCCGGCCGCGGGGCCCCGCCCCGAGCGCCGGACCCCAAAGGCGCCUGGUGGUGGCGGACGACGCGGCGUUCCGGGAGCGCGCCCGCCUGCUGGCCGCCCUGGAGCGGCGCCGCUGGCUCAACUCGUACAUGCACAAGCUCCUGGUGGUCAGCGACGCGGCCGCCGACUGAGGCUCCCCGCCCCCCCUCAAUAAAAGUG